CUCUACUCUCUAAUCUAUCUAUCCUCUCUUCCUUGCUCUGUUCUUCAUUCUGCAACAGAAAAAACCACCAAAAUCUCCAUACAACCUCAUCAAAACAUAAUCUAUACAUACUAUACUACUGUAAUCAUCUAUACAUACAUAUAUGUAUAUAUAUAUAACCUGAAUAUUAUUAUCAAAUACAAAUCAAAGCUAAAGCAAUGGCAAUUCUUGCCACACUACCAAACCCCAACCUCUUCUCCACCCUCCAUUCAACCCCACCCUCAAACCACCCUCCACCAUCACCACCACCACCAAAACCCCCCAUUCCAAUCCCCAAAUACCCACCACCCCUCAAAUCCCAAACCCCCCCAACCCCAAAACCCACCUCAAACCCCGCCUUCAAGACCUUCCACCACCGCUCCAAGUACUACAAACCAGUCCGAGAAGGCGUCAUCUCCUCCGACGGCGAUCGCUCCGUCGUCGUCGGCGAUUCCGGCGUCUCCUAUCUUCUCCCCGGAGCCCCAUUCGAGUUCCAAUACAGCUACUCCGAGACCCCCAAGUCCAAACCCUUGGCCAUUCGCGAGCCGGCUUUCUUGCCCUUUGCUCCGCCCUCGAUGCCGAGGCCGUGGACUGGGAAAGCUCCAUUGAAGAAGGAGAAGAAGGAGAAGAAGAUUCGGCUUUUUGAUUCGCUCGAGCCGUUGCCGAUGGGGAUGAAUGGAGUGAAGCAUUUGGAAAUGGCCAAGCCGUACCGGCUUGGGGAUUUUCCAGUGGAGUUGAAGCCGAGGAAGGAGGUGAUUGGGAAGCCAUUGACGAAAGCGGAGAUAAGGGAGCUUCUAAGGCCUCACAUUUCAAGUAAUCGACAGGUUAAUCUGGGCAGGGAUGGAUUGACACAUAAUAUGUUGGAGUUGGUUCAUACGCAUUGGAAGCGAAGGCCGGUUUGCAAAGUUCGAUGCUUGGGUGUUCCCACUGUCGAUAUGGAUAACGUUUGUCGUUGUCUUGAGGAAAAGACUGGUGGAAAGAUCAUCCAUCGAGUUGGGGGUAUAGUUUAUCUUUUCCGUGGCAGAAACUAUGAUCAUCGCACUCGUCCACAGUACCCGGUGAUGCUCUGGAAACCAGCCGCACCGAUUUAUCCAAAGCUCAUACAAGAAGCUCCAGUAGGUUUGACUAAAGUUGAAGCAGAUCAGUUACGGAAGAAAGGAAAAAACCUUCUACCAAUUUGUAAAUUAGCGAAAAAUGGAGUGUACACUUCCUUAGUGAGAGAUGUGAGGAAUGCUUUUGAAGGAAGUCCGUUAGUUAAGAUUGACUGCAAGGGGAUGCAUGCAAGUGACUACAAAAAGAUAGGUGCUAAGCUGAAGGCGUUGGUUCCUUGUGUGCUAUUGUCUUUUGACAAUGAGCAGAUAUUGAUGUGGAGGGGACAAGAUUGGGAAUCAAUGUACCCACAAGCUCCCUAUGCUUCAAGUUCCGCUGAUAGUGAUGCUGCAAAUGGUUUCAAUUGUUCAGAUUCAGACCCGAACGCGGUAACCUCGAGCCCUAAAAUGAUGUCCCUGUGGAAGCGUGCAAUCGAAACAAGCAAGGCAUUGCUGUUAGACAAGAUAGGUCUUGGCCCUGACGAUCUUUUGAAGAAAGUGGAGGAAUUCGAAGACUUAUCACAGGCGACAGAGCACUCCUAUCCAGCGGUAGUCUUGUCAGGUGAAGAUGGAACUGAUAGUUCAAGGGCAGAGUACAGAUUUCAUAAUGAAGAUCAUGGCGAAGAUGAGGAUUAUAAUCAUGACGACGACGACGAUGAUGUUGACGACGAAUAUUAUCUCAGUGAUUUUGAAGAAAUGGAGUCGUCAGUCCCUCUAGGAUCUUUACCUGUGGAUUUGAUAGCAAAGCGGCCAAGUGAGCAAUGAAAGUUGAAAUUGUUUUGUUUGUUUGGUGAAGUAUGUGAUAGAGGAUAGUUUUAGCAGGGUGAUGACCUAAAGUUUGGUAGAUUUUGGGGCAAGAAAUUGGAAUUUCAUGAUAUGUAAAUUUAUUUAGAAAGAAGAUGGAUUGCAAAUAUGAGGUUCCCAACAUUGGGAAUGUCUGACUGAGCAGAAAGUCAAGGUUGUUAGCAAGUGUACAGGUGCAAGUAAUAUGUAAGUAUCAUAAUUGGUGGAAGCUGUUUUAUGUUAUCUUAGCUCAAACAAGCUGUAAUUCCAUCAGCUUAUUAUAAUC
Molecule: messenger RNA, 2175 nt
Organism: Camellia sinensis
Lineage: Eukaryota; Viridiplantae; Streptophyta; Magnoliopsida; Ericales; Theaceae
Source: RefSeq, a predicted model, not a curated record